AUGUGGGAAGAGGAGUGGGCUGCGGCCCCAGAGGGGACCUGGGCCCCUGAUGAGAUCUUCUUGCCUCGUGAUGAGGCGUUUUGGCGGGCUCCCGAGAAACGCGAGAGAGAGGAGGACGACGACGAGAAGCCCAAGAAGAAGAAGAAGAAGACAAUCCGGGGCUUCUUUGGCGUCCCGGCGGCCGUCGACACCGCCGCAACUUCGGAGGAGCGGGUUGCGGCGGUUGUCGCGGCUUGUACGAGCCGAUUUGCGGCCCUGACGCCGGAGUAUCGGGCCAGAAUCGUGGCCCAGGACAAGAAGUUGGGUCUUUGA
Molecule: messenger RNA, 312 nt
Organism: Fusarium graminearum PH-1
Lineage: Eukaryota; Fungi; Ascomycota; Sordariomycetes; Hypocreales; Nectriaceae
Exons: 3
Coding region: 1-312 (103 amino acids)
Source: RefSeq, a predicted model, not a curated record